This is a messenger RNA of Populus trichocarpa (black cottonwood), 1400 nucleotides long. Its product is annotated as epidermis-specific secreted glycoprotein EP1. The record is from RefSeq and is a predicted model, not a curated record. The transcript has a single exon. Lineage: Eukaryota; Viridiplantae; Streptophyta; Magnoliopsida; Malpighiales; Salicaceae. The coding region runs from base 50 to 1330 and encodes 426 amino acids.
GAUAAAUACCCACGCUAUCUACAGCUACCCAGCAAGCCGAAAUUUAAGUAUGUCAAAAUUGUUUUCUCUGUGUCUGCUCCUAUCAAUAUUCUUCAUUGCCCACUCUACUGUUCCUCCUUCUUCAACAUUUAAGUUCGUCAAUGAAGGAGAGUUUGGGCCAUACAUUUCGGAGUAUGUUCCAGAUUAUCGUCCACUGCCCAUAGGCACUUCCCCAUUCCAGCUUAUGUUUUAUAACACCACCCCUAAUGCAUACACUCUAGCUCUACGUAUGGGUACUAGGAGGUCAGAAUCAUUAACGCGCUGGGUUUGGGAAGCCAACCGAGGCAACCCAGUUCGCGAAAAUGCCACUCUUACCUUUGGAAAGGAUGGAAACCUUGUCUUAGCCGAUGCUGAUGGCAGGGUUGCUUGGCAAACCAACACUGCCAAUAAAGGUGUUGCUGGGUUCGAAGUGCUACCCAAUGGUAACAUGGUGCUUCAUGAUUCUAAGGGUAACUUUAUCUGGCAAAGCUUUGACUCUCCUACUGAUACUCUCUUGGUGGGACAAUCUCUUCGGGUUGGAGGUGCGACUAGACUUGUGAGUCGGGCCUCACAGAAGGAGAACUCUGAUGGCGCCUAUAGCCUGGUCAUGGAAUCCAAAAGAUUGGUUAUGUACUAUAAGAGUCCGAAUUCUCCUAAACAAUAUUUCUAUUACACGUUCAAUACACUCCAAGAUCGUCUACAAAAUGUGACUCUAAAUUGUAACCCAGAUAGUUAUGACAAUUCGGCCAGUGAGGUGACUUUGGAUUUAUCUUCUGGGGGUUGGAGCGUUCACGCCAGACCUAAAUUCAAUGCUACGCUGUCAUUUCUUAGAAUUGGGAUAGAUGGGAACCUUAGGAUCUACUCUUACAACAAUAAGGUGGACUACAUGGCAUGGGAUGUGAGCUUCAAUCUCUUCUCCAGGGAUGGUUUUCCAGAGAGUGAGUGCCAGUUACCAGAGAGAUGUGGUAAGUUUGGGUUGUGUGAAGACAGCCAAUGUGUUGCUUGCCCAUCACCAAGUGGUCUUCUAGGCUGGAGCAAGAAUUGCGAACCUGUAAAGCCACCCGCCUGUGGUUCUAAAGAUUUUUACUACUAUAAAUUAGAAGGCGUUGAUCAUUCCAUGAGCAAGUAUGCAAGUGGGAGCGUAGCAGUGAAGGAGGAUGACUGUGGAAAAAAAUGUUCAAGUGACUGUAAGUGUAUGGGUUACUUCUACAACAAGGAGACAUCCAAGUGUACGAUUGCUUAUGAUCUCCAAACCCUAACCAAGGUUUCAAAUUCUACACAUGUAGGUUACAUAAAGGCACCAAAACGUUAAGCCUUUUUGUUGACACUUCCAAGACUUUUAUGCCGUCCAGUAUAAUAAUAAAGUGGCAUUAUUCCCUCUA